Messenger RNA from Solanum pennellii, 2328 nucleotides. Its product is annotated as CTP synthase-like. The transcript is spliced from 22 exons. Lineage: Eukaryota; Viridiplantae; Streptophyta; Magnoliopsida; Solanales; Solanaceae. The record is from RefSeq and is a predicted model, not a curated record. Gene Ontology annotation, molecular function: identical protein binding; CTP synthase activity. Gene Ontology annotation, biological process: pyrimidine nucleobase biosynthetic process; CTP biosynthetic process. Bases 241 to 2043 code for a protein of 600 amino acids.
AAAGAGGGACUAGGGAAAUCCUCUCUUUCGCCCUGACAUUUUAAUACAUAUAGCCAUAAAGCCGCCAUCGCUUCAUAUUUCAUACCUAACAAAGUUUCCGCCAUCAUUCUCUCCUACCAUUCUUCCUUCUCCUUUGCCAUUCUUUUCCUUCAUAUCUCAGCAAAGUUUCACACAGCUUGCUGUUCGGUGCGGCGGGUAAUUUCAAAUCCAUCUUUAGUAGAUUGACGAGGAGAAUCAGAGAUGAAGUAUGUGUUGGUUACAGGAGGAGUGGUUAGCGGGCUCGGUAAAGGAGUUACCGCCAGUAGUAUCGGUCUUAUCCUUAAGUGCUGUGGUCUUCGCGUUACUUCCAUUAAGAUAGAUCCUUACUUGAACACUGAUGCUGGAACAAUGUCUCCAUUUGAGCAUGGAGAAGUAUUUGUCUUGGAUGAUGGUGGAGAGGUGGACCUAGACCUUGGUAAUUAUGAGCGCUUUCUGGAUAUUAAGUUGACACGUGACAACAAUAUAACUACUGGAAAAAUUUACCAGUCUGUUCUUGAUAAGGAGAGAAAAGGAGAUUAUUUGGGGAAGACUGUUCAGGUCGUCCCUCACAUUACAGAUGCCAUUCAAGAGUGGAUUGAACGUGUGGCUGUCAUACCAGUUGAUGGAGAGGAUAGUCCAGCUGAUGUUUGUGUUAUAGAACUGGGUGGAACUAUAGGAGAUAUUGAGUCUAUGCCAUUUAUUGAAGCUUUAGGACAAUUCUCAUAUCGUGUAGGUGCUGGAAAUUUUUGCUUGAUACAUGUCAGCCUUGUGCCCGUUUUGAAUGUAGUUGGUGAGCAGAAAACAAAGCCAACUCAACACAGCGUCAGGGGUUUGAGAAGCCUGGGACUGACUCCAAAUAUUUUAGCCUGCCGGAGCACAACGGCACUUGAUGAUAAUGUGAAGGAGAAACUUUCCCGUUUUUGCCAUGUUCCGGUUGAUAGCAUCAUCAGUCUUUAUGAUGCUUCAAACAUUUGGCGAGUUCCUUUGAUUUUAAGAGACCAGAAGGCCCAUGAAGCAAUUCUGAAAGUCCUGAAUCUUAAAGGAGUUGCUCGGGAACCUGUCUUUGGAGAAUGGACAUCUCGGACUGAACUUUGUGACAGACUACAUGAGCCAGUUAGAGUUGCCAUGGUGGGAAAGUACACUGGCCUUUCAGAUUCGUAUCUCUCAGUACUGAAGGCUCUUUUGCAUUCCUCUGUAGCUUGCCGCAGGAAACUCUUUGUCGAUUGGGUUCCAGCCAGUGACCUUGAAAAUGAAACUGCCAAAGAGAAUCCUGAAAAUUAUAGAAAUUCGUGGAAUUUGCUGAAGGGGGCGGAUGCUGUACUAGUUCCCGGAGGAUUUGGUGAUAGAGGUGUGGAGGGUAAAAUACUUGCUGCCAAAUACGCACGUGAAAACAGGAUUCCUUACCUGGGCAUAUGUUUAGGCAUGCAAAUUGCUGUUAUUGAGUAUGCUAGAUCUAUUCUUGGGUUGCAAGAUGCGAACAGUACAGAGUUUGAUCCCAACACUCCGAAUCCUUGUGUAAUUUUCAUGCCGGAGGGUUCAAAAACGCAUAUGGGUGGUACUAUGCGUCUUGGAUCAAGAAGAACUUAUUUUCAAGUCAAAGAUUCUAAAUCUACAAAAUUAUUUGGCAACCAAAGCUUUGUAGAUGAGAGGCACCGUCAUAGAUAUGAGGUGAAUCCUGAUAUGGUGCAGCAAUUUGAAGAUGCUGGCCUUUCUUUCACUGGCAAAGAUGAAACUGGUCGUCGCAUGGAGAUUGUUGAGCUGCCUAAUCAUCCGUACUUUAUUGGCGUUCAAUUUCAUCCUGAAUUUAAAUCAAGGCCAGGAAAACCGUCUGCCGUGUUCUUAGGGCUUAUAGCAGCAGCAUGCGGGCAGCUUGAUUCUCUCCUGAAGAAGGGUGGAACACCGACUCAUGGACUUAGCAAUGGUACAGCAUCUGGCGAAAAAUUGCAUCGAAAUGGAAAUGGAACGACUCUUGCCAAUGGAUCUUUAGAUGGGAUUUAUCGCAAUGGGAAUGGUGUACAUGUCUAAGGAAACAGUAAAAACACAAUUGGGGUCAAUGGCCUUGUGAUCGAUCUCUUAUCAAUCAAAUUUUGCUAGUGCCUUUCUUCCAGUCGAUAUGUAUAGGUUUUACAGCUUCUCUCGUUAAGGCUAUCUAGUUAUAGAGCUAAAUUCCGGUCUUUCUUACGGAGUUAUAGCGGCAGCAAGUUUAAUUUAGGCAUUUACUUUGAACGAUUAAAAAAACUCUUUUGAUUACCUGGUAGUAAAAGAUUGGGUUGCUCCUAAUUCGAUCUUUAUGAACUUCUUGAGAUGUCA